Anopheles stephensi (Asian malaria mosquito) is the source of this 2311-nucleotide messenger RNA. Its product is annotated as beta-galactosidase-like. The record is from RefSeq and is a predicted model, not a curated record. Gene Ontology annotation, cellular component: vacuole. Gene Ontology annotation, molecular function: beta-galactosidase activity. Gene Ontology annotation, biological process: carbohydrate metabolic process. Lineage: Eukaryota; Metazoa; Arthropoda; Insecta; Diptera; Culicidae. The coding region runs from base 152 to 2062 and encodes 636 amino acids. The transcript is spliced from 7 exons.
CUGUAGUACUGGUCAUCGUGAGCGCGCGCUUAUCUGAACGCGAGUUCCCAUGCUCGGACGCCCCGUUCGAUGUAGCGACGCGUGCAGCUAAACAAGCUCAGUUUAUCGGUGCGUGCCUGCGGGAAAUGUACUGUGGAAAACCUUCGCCAUCAUGACGACCAACAUUGUGUGCAUUGUGCUUUCCUGUUUGGUGAUGUUGGUUGCAGUGCCGCGCUCGGUCGAUACGCGCCUGUUCACCAUCGACUACGACAACAACACCUUCGUGAUGGAUGGUGUACCCUUCCAGUACGUGGCCGGUUCGUUCCACUACUUCCGCGCGCUGCCCGAAAGCUGGGCAUCCAUCUUGCGGUCGAUGCGCGCCGCCGGUCUGAAUGCAAUUACGACGUACGUCGAAUGGUCCCUACACAACCCAAAGGAAGGCGUAUACAACUGGCAAGGGAUGGCCGACAUUGAGCAUUUUAUCGAGCUGGCUGAUAAAAAAGGACUGUACGUUAUUCUGCGCCCGGGCCCGUACAUUUGCGCCGAGCGGGAUAUGGGCGGGUUCCCAUCGUGGUUGCUACACAAAUAUCCCGACAUACUGCUGCGAACGAACGAUAUCAGGUAUCUGCGGGAGGUACGAACCUGGUACGCUCAGCUGCUGUCCCGUCUGCAACGAUUCCUCGUCGGUCAGGGUGGUCCGAUCAUCCUGGUGCAGGUUGAGAACGAGUACGGAUCGUUCUAUGCGUGCGAUCACAAGUACCUGAGCUGGUUGCGUGACGAGACGGAGCGGUACGUGAUGGGCAAUGCGGUACUCUUCACCAACAAUGGACCAGGGCUGGAGGGAUGCGGUGCAAUAGAGCACGUACUAAGCUCGCUUGACUUCGGACCGGGAACAGAGGACGAAAUUAACGGAUUCUGGAACACGCUGAGAAAAACCCAGCCCAAAGGACCGCUGGUCAAUGCGGAGUACUAUCCGGGCUGGUUAACGCACUGGCAGGAAGCGCAUAUGGCCCGCACCGACACCAAAGCGGUCGUGGACAGCCUCGACUUUAUGUUGCGCAACAAGGUCAAUGUGAACGUGUACAUGUUUUACGGCGGCACGAACUAUGGGUUUACGGCGGGCGCCAACAGCCAGGGUGCUGGUAGAUACGUUGCGGACAUCACCUCGUACGAUUAUGACGCUCCGCUCGAUGAGUCCGGUGAUCCGACGCCAAAGUAUUUCGCUCUUCGCGAUACCAUCCUGAAGUACUUCCCUAAGCCCGAUUUGCCCGUUCCAGUAGCGGCACGCAAAAUCCAGCCUCCAUCCUUGACCAUGACCCGGCUAGGAAGCCUACUUGAGCCCGACCUGCUGAACCGCCUGUCCACACAAACUGUCACCAACAGUCUGCCCAUGUCGUUCGAGUCGUUAAACCAAAUCUCCGGCUUGGUGCUGUACGAAGCGCUCAUACCGGACGACAUCAAGACGGACCCACGCAAACUCAUCGUCGAGGGUGUGCACGAUCGGGGGUACGUGUUCGUUGGCGACCGGUUCGUGGGGGUUCUGUCGCGCGAAAACCAAAUCAACACACUGCCGCUCGCCCUGGAUGCCGGCCAAACGUUGCGCAUCGCGAUCGAGAACCAGGGACGCAUCAACUUUGGCAUCGCGAACGACUCCAAAGGCAUCGUGGGGAGGGUGUACGUUAACACGCGGCAACUUUUUAACUGGACCAUGCACAGUCUACCGCUGAGCGAUUUUAAGCCAAUCGUGCGUGCCGUACGGUGCCACCGGAAGUUGCGGAGACAUUAUGGGAAUAAUGGCGUCGGGGUGAAGGCGACUCCAAUGUCCGUGUACUACUCGAUUUUCGACAUUGAAGACGAACUCGCGGACACUUACCUCGAUCCGACCGGGUGGGGCAAGGGGGUGGUGUUUAUCAACGGGUUCAACGUCGGACGCUAUUGGCCGACGGUCGGUCCGCAGGUGACACUGUACGUUUCGAAACAUUUACUUACACCCAAAAACAACUACCUCUCCAUUAUCGAGUAUCAGAAGGAGUUUGAGUCGAUUCCGCCAUUAAAAUUCUCCAAAACGCCUAUAUUUAACUGAUGUCCAAUGUUGCCAGGGAGCUGAUGUCACCUACGUUAUCUCUCUCUCUCUUAUCGUGCGUGCAACGGUGAUCGACCUGGUUUCAAUUUCGAACUGAUAUAUCCAUUGCAGCGGCUCCAGAUGUUGCAACGCUUAACUGCAACUGUAACUAAGUAACAAACGAUUUACUCUCCUACACUAAACUACCACCCUAGGCGCGGGUAAUUUUUACAAAGUAGAUCAAACCAAAUAUACAUUUCCGUUUGGAAA